ACAAAUGGGUGUAAACUGUGUAUGAUAAAAUGGAUCCCGGACAGAAUCACCAGAAGCUCCAAUUGACCAAACAGGAAUUACGUUUUAUAUACAACCAGGUGCUCAACCACGUGCUAGCCAAGCUCGAUCUUCAUCUCCCUACACCCAAUAAUGAUCCUAUGAAAAACAAAGUCACCAACCUUCUUCACGAUUACUUGAAAGAGGUAUUUGAAAUGGCCAAGCACGCCAUGGUGGUGGAUGGACUCGAUAUGUCAACCAGAGGUGCAGCAUCAAUAAGCGACGUGUUGUCGUUGAAACCCAAAGAAAAAACCGAACCGUUUGACUUUGAACUAAACUCAAAACUAAGAGAAAUCCUUCAAAGUGUCGAGCAAGAAACCAUAGAAGUUACUCAGCUACGUAAAAAGAUCCCUCAAAAAAUUGACGCAAAGUACUCGAACGUCGUCCAAGACGUUGACCAGAAAGUUUCCGAGUUCCUCGAUCGCUUGAAUACUAUUGAGCCCGAGAUUGACAUUGACAAAAGUAGUGACGAUAUUGAAGAUAUACUUCCUCGUAUCAGCGAAAUUAUUCAAGAUUACGAGACACAUUUAAUCCAGAUGAAUGAGUUGAAGGACACCAUCCCCAAGCAGACGGCAGAAGUUGAAAAGCUCUCGGAAUUGGUUCAAUUCUUGGAAGAACAGUACAAUAAUGAACCUUGAACCUUCGUAAACAAUUCAUUUUAUCAUAGACCCCCAUCACGAAACUUUGCCUAACGAUUGACUAACUACAAAAUGCCCUUGUUAUGUAUCAUAUUCUGUAACUAUAGCUUGUAUAGUAAUAAUAACACAGCAUCCACUUCUA
This is a messenger RNA of Yamadazyma tenuis ATCC 10573, 837 nucleotides long. RefSeq names its product MIND complex subunit. Lineage: Eukaryota; Fungi; Ascomycota; Pichiomycetes; Serinales; Debaryomycetaceae. Gene Ontology annotation, cellular component: kinetochore; MIS12/MIND type complex. Gene Ontology annotation, biological process: mitotic sister chromatid segregation. The record is from RefSeq and is a predicted model, not a curated record.